This is a messenger RNA of Lacerta agilis (Sand lizard), 1471 nucleotides long. It is a transcript of the gene FAM76A, whose product is annotated as family with sequence similarity 76 member A. The record is from RefSeq and is a predicted model, not a curated record. The coding region runs from base 67 to 1122 and encodes 351 amino acids. The transcript is spliced from 10 exons. Lineage: Eukaryota; Metazoa; Chordata; Lepidosauria; Squamata; Lacertidae.
CCGUAGGCAGGCGGGCGCGUCACGUCGGGUUGGGUUAGAGCUGCGCCUGUCAGUGCGGGCGGCGGGAUGGCGGCGCUUUAUGCUUGCACCAAGUGCCACCAGCGCUUCCCUUUCGAGGCGCUCAGCCAGGGACAGCAGCUCUGCAAGGAGUGUCGGAUUGCACACCCCAUUGUUAAAUGUACUUAUUGCAGAACUGAAUUCCAGCAAGAGAGCAAAACCAACACAAUAUGCAAGAAGUGUGCACAGAACGUGAAACUUUAUGGGACGCCCAAACCAUGCCAGUAUUGCAAUAUAAUUGCUGCAUUUAUCGGUAACAAGUGCCAGCGUUGUACAAACUCCGAGAAGAAGUAUGGACCACCACAUUCGUGUGAGCAGUGUAAGCAGCAGUGUGCCUUUGACAGGAAAGAUGAUAGGAAAAAAGUGGAUGGGAAGCUACUCUGCUGGCUUUGCACACUCUCCUAUAAAAGAGUCUUGCAGAAGACCAAAGAGCAACGUAAGCACUUGAGCACCUCUUCCCGGACAAGCCUGCCGGAAAAUGAACAGUAUGGCCGACUCAGCGGCGGCACCCACUACAAUAGCCAGAAAACAUUAUCUACAUCUUCUAUUCAGAAUGAAAUCCCAAAGAAAAAGCCCAAGUUUGAUGCCAUAUCAGCCAAUGGAGACAGCGUUCCUUCCUCUCCCGAGAUGCUUUGCCCCCCUAUCCAGAGUGCCCCGUCCGUGUUGGUGCAGUGGGCUGCUUCCCAACAGAGUCUCGGUGCCCAUGAUUGUCCUGUUUCUCAAGGCACUGACAUCCUGAACUUUUCUCCAGACCUUGCCUUGGACUCUCCUGGCACCGACCACUUUGUCAUCAUAGCCCAGCUGAAAGAGGAAGUGGCUACUCUCAAGAAAAUGCUGCACCAAAAAGAUCAGAUGAUCUUGGAGAAAGAGAAGAAGAUAACUGAAUUGAAGGCUGAUCUGCAGUACCAAGAAUCCCAGAUGAGGGUGAAAAUGAACCAGAUGGAAAAGACUCACAAGGAAGUCACAGAACAAUUGCAGGCCAAGAACCGAGAGCUCUUGAAACAAGCCGCAGCUUUAUCCAAGGGGAAGAAAACGGAGAAGUCAGGAGCGAUAACCUCCCCUUAAACACCAUCUGGGAGCUCCUCCCGCAGUAAGGCUACAAACCCAGCUGGUUGGGUUGGAAUCUUUCCAGAACCUCAUUUUGAUCGUUGUUGCGAUGGACGUGGUGAAAGCCUCUGCGUCUGACCAUUCAAUAGCAUGCUUGAGGUGUUGGGUUUUUCACAUCUUGUUCUGUCCUAGUACAGUGAUGAGGGUGGCUGGGGGCACCAUCCUUCCAAACCCGCCAACAAAUACUUUCAAUGUCAGGGUUUCCCCAUUCAGUUUUAUUACCACUCCCUCGAGUCGGUAAGGGAAACAGGGCUUGGGAUAGGAUCCCUCCACAGACUUCUCCUGCUUUCUCUCUCUUCCCCCCCCC